UCUCUCUCUCUCUUCCUCUCUUAGUUGCAAAAAAAUACUCUGCAGCUGGGCUGCACCUCAAUGAACCUAAUUGGUGCACUGUGAGCGACCAUCAUCUAUCCACUGGAUUUCCGUCGCGGCCGGCUUCCAUCCAGAACAUAUGAAUUUGCUUAGACAGACCCUUUUGAGGAGUUGAACAGAUAGGUCGGAGAAAAUGGCACAAUGCGUGGUUUUGUUUCUACUGUGGCUCUUUGACAGAUCAUUCGCAGGCUUUCCCAAUCAGAUCAAUAUCGGGGGGCUGUUCAUGCGUUCCACGGUGCAGGAGCACAGCGCGUUCAGGUUCGCUGUCCAACUCUACAACACCAACCAAAACACCACUGAAAAGCCUUUCCACCUCAACUACAAUGUCGACAACCUCGAGUCGUCCAACAGCUUUUCAGUCACCCAUGCGUUUUGCUCCCAGUUCUCCCGCGGAGUGUACGCCAUCUUCGGAUUCUACGACAAGAAGUCCAUGAACACCUUGACCUCGUUCUGCGGCGCCCUGCACACCUCCUUUGUCACACCCAGUUACCCCACCGAUAAUGAGGUGCAGUUUGUCAUUCAGAUGCGCCCCGCCCUCCGGGGUGCUGUCCUCAGCCUGCUCUCUCACUACAAGUGGCAGAAGUUUGUCUACCUCUACGACACUGACCGAGGUUUCUCUAUACUGCAGGCCAUCAUGGAGGCAGCAGUAGCUAACAACUGGCAGGUGACCGCCCGCUCUGUUAGCGGCACAACCGAUGCAGCAGAGUUUAAGCGCAUCAUUGAGGAGAUGGACAGGAGGCAGGAGAAGCGCUUUGUGAUUGACUGUGAGGUGGACAGGAUCAACACCAUAUUAGAACAGGUUGUGACCCUGGGGAAGAACAGCCGUGGUUACCACUACAUUCUGGCCAAUCUUGGAUUUACUAACGUGAGCUUGGACAAAGUCUUCGCCGGUGGAGCCAACAUUUCAGGGUUUCAGAUAGUCAACCCUGAGAACCCGAUUGUGCAGCAGUUUAUGCAGCGCUGGGAGCGGCUAGAUGAAAGAGAAUUCCCAGAAGCCCGAAACACUCCUCUGAAGUACACUUCAGCUCUGACCCAUGAUGCCAUUCUGGUGAUAGCAGAGGCCUUCAGGUACCUGCGGCGCCAACGUGUGGACGUCUCUCGCCGGGGCAGCGCUGGAGACUGCCUAGCCAAUCCCGCUGUACCUUGGAGCCAAGGCAUCGACAUCGAGAGAGCUCUUAAAACGGUCCAAGUGAAUGGUAUGACUGGGAACAUCCAGUUUGACAACUACGGCCGCAGAACCAACUACACCAUAGAUGUUUAUGAGAUGAAAACAGGUGGGCCGAGUAAGAUUGGGUACUGGAACGAGUACGCACGAUUUGUAAAUAUUAUGGACCCGCAGGUCUCCAACGACUCCUCAGUGGAAAACCGAACGAUUGUGGUCACUACUAUUAUGGAAGCUCCUUAUGUGAUGUACAAGAAAAAUUAUAUGCAUCUGGAUGGGAAUGACAGAUAUGAAGGCUACUGCGUCGAUUUAGCAUCUGAGAUUGCCAAACAUGUUGGAAUUAAGUACAAACUGUCUAUAGUAAUGGAUGGGAAGUACGGAGCCCGAGACCCCGAGACCAAGACGUGGAACGGGAUGGUGGGUGAACUGGUCUAUGGGAGAGCAGAUAUAGCUGUUGCACCUCUUACCAUUACUCUGGUUCGAGAGGAGGUGAUAGACUUUUCCAAGCCCUUUAUGAGCUUGGGCAUCUCCAUUAUGAUAAAGAAGCCGCAAAAGUCCAAGCCUGGCGUUUUCUCCUUCCUGGACCCGCUGGCCUAUGAGAUCUGGAUGUGUAUAGUGUUUGCCUAUAUUGGGGUGAGCGUGGUCCUGUUCCUGGUCAGUCGGUUCAGUCCUUAUGAGUGGAACCUGGAUGAACAGGACGAGACCAAAGACCCCCAGACGCCCCCCGAUCCUCCCAACGACUUUGGCAUCUUCAAUUCCCUCUGGUUCUCACUGGGCGCCUUCAUGCAGCAGGGCUGUGACAUCUCCCCCAGGUCUCUGUCGGGCCGCAUCGUCGGUGGUGUGUGGUGGUUCUUCACCCUCAUCAUCAUCUCCUCCUACACAGCCAACCUGGCUGCCUUCUUGACAGUGGAGAGGAUGGUCUCUCCUAUAGAAAGUGCCGAAGAUUUAGCCAAGCAGACAGAGAUAGCAUAUGGCACUCUGGACUCAGGCUCCACAAAGGAGUUUUUUAGGCGAUCCAAAAUAGCAGUAUAUGAGAAGAUGUGGUCAUACAUGAAAUCCGCUGAACCCUCAGUGUUUGUUAAGACCACACCCGAUGGCGUAGCCCGGGUACGAAAGUCAAAGGGCAAGUUCGCCUUUCUCCUCGAGUCCACCAUGAACGAGUACAUCGAGCAGCGGAAGCCCUGCGACACCAUGAAAGUGGGCGGGAACCUCGACUCGAAAGGAUACGGUGUGGCGACGCCCAAAGGCUCAGCAUUAAGAAAUGCUGUUAACCUGGCAGUUUUAAAACUGAAUGAGCAAGGCCUCUUGGACAAAUUGAAAAACAAAUGGUGGUACGACAAGGGAGAGUGCGGCAGCGGGGGAGGUGACUCCAAGAACUCCUGUAAACCUUGCAGUAUUGAAACUCAGUGAACAAGGCAUCUUAGACAAGCUGAAAAACAAAUGGUGGUACGAUAAGGGUGAAUGUGGAACCAAGGACUCUGGAAGUAAGGUCAGUCGCUGCAGGUCUUUUGUACUGAUUCCAAAUUGCAUUUUGACGUACUGUUCAUAUGCAAGACAAGACUUCUCUGACAUCUAUAGUAUACAUUUUGUUUAUUUGCUACACAUACUUUUUCUUUUUUUUAGUAUUUGAGUUUUUCUGCCACAAACUGUAACACAGUUUUAACACAGUGGCUUUAACACAAGGCACACUUCCCCAAAUUCAUUUUUUUCUGUCAUUGCCAUAGAAAUGAGCCAUUUUUUGCAAUAUAAAAUGAACUCUUUUUUGUGAAAACUGUAAUGAUAAUAAUGUGGGGAAAGUGCCUUUCAGAUACACUAUUUCAAUUGAAUCACAGCAGUUAAUAGUUGUUGAUAAAAUGCUAUUUUUGCUCAUUUUCACUCUUGACAUUCAUGAUACUUUGACCAUUAUGCUGCUGUUCCUAUUUACCAAACUGUUAAUGAAAAUUUGAUUUAUUUGUGUUGUUACUAGUUUGCAUCGAGAUGUGUCUAUUAGAUUCUUUGGCUUCCUGUGGUGUGAUGAACAAGCAUAGCCUCUUAUUGUGAUGAGUUCAAAUUCAACUUUUCUAAGCAGCGAGAGCACCGUAAGGUGUCCUCGAAUUCUUGUGGCUGCUCGGAGUUGAGGUUAGAGGCUCUGUUUGCACAUUACAAGAAGUUGGAGAAUGUAAUAAACCCACUAUUUAACCCUCUGAGAUAAAGUCAGAAUCUCAGAUUAUAGGUUAGGGUUGCUAGAUAGCUUUAAGAUAUCUCCACGCUCAUAGGGUUAAACUGCAAAUAGUAAAACUCUAAUGAACAAAUUUUUAAUGAAUAUUUUUGGUAGGUAAGCAGCAGCAAAAUGGUUUGAUCUUUAGUGGGGCUUUUUUUAACUUUAAUGGAGCUAUCAUUCAUCUAUUAUGAAAUUGACUGUACUGUAUGACAAUGUUGCCAUGAGAGUUAUACGUACAUGUCGCCAAGAGGAUUAAAAAAAAAGGAUAGGGAUUUUCAGAGCUGUCGACCUAUGC
Molecule: messenger RNA, 3717 nt
Organism: Sander lucioperca (pikeperch)
Lineage: Eukaryota; Metazoa; Chordata; Actinopteri; Perciformes; Percidae
Product: glutamate receptor 3
Exons: 15
Coding region: 194-2632 (812 amino acids)
Biological process (GO): monoatomic ion transport; synaptic transmission, glutamatergic; modulation of chemical synaptic transmission
Cellular component (GO): dendritic spine; AMPA glutamate receptor complex; postsynaptic membrane
Molecular function (GO): transmitter-gated monoatomic ion channel activity involved in regulation of postsynaptic membrane potential; AMPA glutamate receptor activity
Source: RefSeq, a predicted model, not a curated record